AUAAAUUUAUUCUACGCUUCACUAAUAAGUAAUAUCAGUUUUAUUCGAGAGCUGAUUCACCUGAAUUAUAAGACGGAGAAUACGAACCGGAACCGGAAUCGUCCCAGAAGAUGCCAAAUUUAUCAGGAUCCUCGGUCGAUCAACCAUUUCCGUCGGAAUCGCGAUCGCGAAAGAAGGCACAUCUCAUCAUGCCAAUUCAGCUUUUCACUCUUCUCCAGACGUCCUCGCUCCUUAGUAAUUAAGCCAAACACCUAAGGAGGGGCGAGGGAGAGGGACGGUCCGUCGGUCGGUACAAGGCAGAGCAGAGCUAACAAGGAGCAAAGAUGCUCGCCGCGAGGGCGACUGCUCCCCACCACCACCAAUGCCGCCUCCUCCCCUCCAAGCCCCUCGAGAUCCCUAACUUAAGCCGUAAUCCUAGCAUUAGCCUUGGAUCCGCGAGGGCCCCCCGCUUCCUUUCUUCCCUCAACUCCACCCAGCUCGGCGGAAGCAGCAGCACCGCCGCGGCGCCGCCUCUCCAGACGCCGGCCCAAACGCGCGUGGACAUCCUAUCGGAGUCGCUCCCCUUCAUCCAGCGGUUCCGCUCGAAAACAAUCGUGGUCAAGUACGGUGGCGCCGCCAUGAAGUCCCCGGCCCUCCAGUCCUCCGUCAUCAGCGACCUCGUCCUCCUCUCCUGCGUCGGACUCCGCCCAGUCCUCGUCCACGGAGGUGGUCCGGAGAUCAACUCGUGGCUCUUCCGCCUCGGCCACCAGCCCCAGUUCCACAACGGCCUCCGCGUCACGGACGCCCUCACUAUGGAGGUGGUCGAGAUGGUCCUCGUCGGCAAGGUAAACAAGUCUCUCGUCUCCCUCAUCAACCUCGCCGGCGCCACUGCCGUGGGCCUCUGCGGCAAGGACGCCCGGCUCCUCACCGCCCGCCCCGCCCCCCACACUGCGGCCCUCGGCUUCGUCGGCGAGGUGGCCCGCGUUGACCCCGCCAUCCUCCGGUCCAUCCUGGCGAACGGCCACAUCCCCGUCGUCGCCUCCGUGGCCGCGGAUGACGCCGGGCGGGGCUACAACGUGAACGCGGACAGUGCCGCGGGGGAGAUCGCAGCCGCCAUGGGGGCGGAGAAGCUGAUCGUGGUGACGGACGUGGCAGGGAUCCUGGAGGACCGAAACGACCCAGGGAGCCUGGUGAAGGAGAUGGACAUCGGCAGGGCGAGGAGGAUGGUGGAGGAGGGGAAAGUCGCCGGCGGGAUGAUCCCCAAGGUCAACUGCUGCGUCAGGUCCCUCGCCCAGGGUGUCCGCACCGCCAGCAUCAUCGACGGCCGCGUCCCCCACUCCCUGCUCCUUCAGAUUCUCACAGACGAGGGCGCCGGGACCAUGAUUAAGGGUUGAUUCUGAUUGAUCCCAACGCGCUGCUGCUCUUGUGCUGAUGACACUGCUAUUGCUGCACAUUCCAUGUCUAAAUUUAUAGCCAUGUAGUUGUAUUGUGGGUAGCUCUGACCAUAUCAUGUAUUAUUUCAUGAGCCAGUAAAAAGUUAUCAAAUA
Molecule: messenger RNA, 1526 nt
Organism: Phoenix dactylifera (date palm)
Lineage: Eukaryota; Viridiplantae; Streptophyta; Magnoliopsida; Arecales; Arecaceae
Source: RefSeq, a predicted model, not a curated record